Messenger RNA from Mizuhopecten yessoensis (Yesso scallop), 5505 nucleotides. RefSeq lists its product as uncharacterized. Bases 396 to 2291 code for a protein of 631 amino acids. The transcript is spliced from 2 exons. NCBI's taxonomy places the organism in Eukaryota, Metazoa, Mollusca, Bivalvia, Pectinida, Pectinidae. Gene Ontology annotation, molecular function: protein binding. The record is from RefSeq and is a predicted model, not a curated record.
AACAUCGAUUUCAUUGAUUGAACCACUGUACUAUACAUUGCCCAGCCGUGACGCACGUCGGUAAGCAGUGUAUGACAUGGGAGCAAGGUGACAGGAACUGUACUUUCCACCCUGAAUUUAUCAACUUUAUCGUCAUAUAUUCCUCUGAGGAAAAAAUAAGUCAAAAUCUCGAGGAUGACCGUGCUGUUGUUUUCGCGAAGCCACAUGCACUGUGUUACACACUUAACGUAUUUUUUCAUUAAUAAAUGCGUGUUUAGAGUAAGAUGUAUUGUUUGAUUGUCAGGAAUGGUUUUUCACUGUGAGGAAAUACGGCUUGCCCUGGGAAAAUCGACCAAAAUUCGACAGGAUAGUUGCGAUGACAUUGGAUGACAAAAGGAUGAGAAGCGUUAGAAAAUAUGAUAGAUACCAAUAUUCAACAAAGGUUUUACAAGAUCUCAAUCGAUCCUAAUACCCUAUGCUAUCAAAACAUCAAUGACUUACCUAAUGAACUCCUUGCUCGAAUAUUUUCGUUUCUUCAUCCAAUUAAAGAUACACUUCCGGUUCUUGCACUAGUCUGUAGAAAAUGGCGAGAGAUUCUUUUGAACAAUGGUUCACUCUGGCGCGUGGUACAUGUUGAUCCCCGCCAUUAUGUAUAUUGGCACUUCAGCAUGAUGUGUUGUAUGUUUCGUCUGUAUGGCAAACAUAUACAAAAGCUGACUUGGACCGACCACUCGCCAGUGUACGAAAGUGUGUUUUCAUAUGUUCCGCGUUUACGAAACCUGAAAUAUCUAAGACUGCCAAUUCUGUGGACAAAAUCCGUCGUGGAGACCCUGUCUUCUCUGACGCAACUAGAAAAUAUACAGAUCAAUGGGGGAUUUGCUUUAACAGAUGAUGAACUGGAAAGGAUAGGGAGAUGUUUUCCAAAUUUGCUCGAAAUUUCGUUAAAUGCUUGUUGGCGGCUGACUGCCAACGGUAUUGUAAACCUUAUGGACAACUUAUCUAGCCUGAAAACAUUGAAGUUAAAGAUAAAUUCGGGUCUCAGUCUGAGUGAUCCGCGGAGUGGACAGGCCAUUCAAAGGGGAUAUGACAUCACCAGAUGUGUUAUAGACGACGACAGAUUCGGACUCGUGCAGGUCUUAUGUCUUCACUUUGUACCAAUUAAGAUGGAGGAACUGUGGGACUUGGUCAAGAAACUGGAAUGUCUUACGAAGCUAAGCAUCAGUAACUGUGAGCAACUUCAUGGUGUCCGAUUGGUUUCCAAUUCGCUACAAAAGUGCUAUCUGUUCAACCUCUGGAAUGCCCUGUUUGUAUGUAUAAGAUCUUCGACCUUAAAACUCCUAACGAUAGACCAUGGGAUGGAGGCAAUGGAGCAUGUCGAGGUGGAGGCGGCCUCACUGCGACGAGUUACCAUAGACGGUUGUAACGUUAUGCGCACUCUCCGCGUGUCCAGCAAGCGGCUAACGUUCAUAGAAUUGUCAAAGUGUGAAAAUAUUGACAUGAGGACAUUCCAUGAAACCCUUAGGAAUAACGUGUCUCUUCUGUCUCUUCGACUUGGUUGCAUAUCGCAAGACAGUCUGACCUUCGACGAGACCAUGAUCCCAAGCUUACAGGAACUGUGUCUUCUGGGGGACUUUUCUUGUGAGACUUUACACAUUAGAAGUCCCACUCUUAGAUUACUACACACAGAAUCUGAUAAUGACAUCGUUACACUGAAUCACAUGUACAUCACGGCCAAUCACUUGUGUAAGGUUGCCCUCACGGGAAUGCCCGCCCUCAAGACGCUCACCAUCCAGUGUGUGAGUGUAGACUGUAUAGAAAUGAACCUCUGUAGUGAUGAUCGGCUCAACCUUGAGUCAUGUGUUAUCCACGCUCUGAACGCCAUUGGAUUCCUUCGGUUAUUUGACUGCAAGGUGAAUCUUCUGUCUGUGUGUACCCCUUUGGCAAGGACAAUAGUUCUUUAUAGGUGUCAAAUGACAGAUUACGUCCUGCAGAUGGCGCUGAAUGGAUGUCUGAAUAUAGCUUAUCUGAAUCUCGAGAAGUGUCGCGAGAUCAGCAAAGUGUCUGUUCAUUCUCCUCUGAUGAAGUUUUUGAAUCUGUUUGGAUGUGUAGACGUACACAAGCUUGAUUUGGAAUACUGCCCACAGCUUCUGGCCUUGAAUGUAGGGCAAUGUACAAAUGUAAGACUAUUUAUUCGUGGAAUAGAGCAAAAGCUUGAUUCUCUUUGUCGAACAUAUGACAUAGUUCACCCCCAGGAAGUACUUAGGUGGAGUCAUGAUUUUCCUCCAAAACCUUAUGUCUGCGACAUACCAUAGAGUCGUGUUAAGUGACAAAGAAAGGAUGUUAAACCAGGUUGAUGCCGGGAGGGUCUUGUUUUAUGACAUAUAAUAGAUGUUUUAGGUACUGGUCUGUUUGAAAAUCUGCAACAACGCACAAAAUGUACAUUAACCAGAGUAGCGUGUGUUAGUUAUAUGUCGCUUUUGGUUAUCAUUAUGUUGUACUCCUAGUAAAUGAAGUCUUCUUUUAGAUGUUUUAUUUGAUACAAGAUGCAAUACAUUUAAUUCCAUGUUAACAACAGUAAUUAUGUAUAAUUGUAAUAGGUGACCUUUGUGUUUUGUACUUCCAUUGUGUAGAAGAAGUGUUUAUAUUGAAUGGGCUUGCUGGUUUUGAUUUGGAACUGUAACCGUACGGUGUUUUAAACCAUUUGUUUGUUGUUUUCUUUGCAAUGUCGUAUAUUUUUUAAAUUGAUCCAAAUAAUGAUUUUCAUAAAAUUGCGUCCACGCUAUCGUGACAAUGCUUAGAAUCAGUUCAAGCUCUGCAACUAAUGCCCGGUGAACUUUUAGGUAAGAUAAGAAAUGACAUAUGAAGGUUAUUGAAAUACUGAAUUGCAACAAUGUUUGCAAAACUGUUAAUAAAUAUUGAUUUGAAUGAUAAAUAUAUUUGUUUUAUUGAUUUUCAUAUGACAUGAAUAGAAUUAAGAACCCAGUAAUAUCAUUGCUGCGGAACUACAUGCGUUUUACGAAUGAUUGAUGAUAUGAUACCAGGCCCCGGAAUUAAAAACAAAAUUUAAUUUUAGCGUUGAAAUUAUUGUAUUUUUCCUUUUAUUUACUCCAUAAUCCGUAACGAAACGAAAGACUGGGGAAUAGCGAUAAAAUGGUGCACGACUUUUAAAUAUCUGUACAAAAAAAUAAACAAUGAUAUAAGUGUAAUGAGCAAUUUAUAUAAGUUCUAUGCUGAUGUGAAUCUUAUGUGGAUUAUAAUGUUUCAUCUAUAUUUUGUUAAUACCUUUGGUUACAUUAAUAUGUUUGCAUAUUGUUAUUACAGUUCAUUUGAUAUGAUGCGUCAAUAAGUGGCCAAUUAAUUAACACAAAUCAGGUCCACAUUCAUGAAACAGUUAUCAUUAUCAAAUUAUUUAUUCAAGCUCAAAUCUUAGCUCAAAGGAAAACAAUCAAAUUUAAAAUAGUCUUUAUAAGAAUAUAACCAUCUCCGUGUUUGGUGUUUACCUUUUUAUAUGUCGCACUUUAUAACUAUGUGUUGCAACAAAGUUUCAUCACGUGACUUUAACUUGAGUAUGUUAAUGGUUUUAUGAAUACGGACUCCAAGUGUGGGACACUGUCUAUAAAUUAAGUGUUUAAAUAUAUUUAGUUCGUAUCAUCAAUUGUAGUGUCUUGAUUUUCCUGGUAUAUCAUACCACCUGUUUUCUCAAUGUUUAUAGUAAAAUAGAUAUUUUGUUUCAGUCACAAGAAUCUCUGGCAAGAUCAAAUAACAAACUUACAAUUUAUUUAUAAGUUCAAAGACAUAAUACAUAUAUUAACAAUAUCACAGAAGGCAACACGUGCAACGCAUUUUGUAAAUCCUAGACAAACUUUAAUGUAGUGACUCAAUGUAAUAGAACUCAGACUCUCUUGAAUAACAUGAUUUGGAGCUUCAUACCAAUAACCAGUAAAAUAACAUUUAGAAAUAAUAUUUUGUUCAUGGGUAAUAAGUUACAAAAGAAUUUCUUUUUCAUAAUAUGAACUGAUAUGGAAAAUUUUGUAUUCCGGUUGUUUAAGUGUGCCAGAUAUCCUAAAUUCUUAUUUUUCUUCUCUCUCUCUCGUAAUUCUCUUGAAAGUAAGUUAGGCCAUAUAGUAGUAGCUUUAAGAAUUAUUAUUGUUUAUUUACAACAACAUGUCAUAUGCAGAAGAACAAUUUUCUAGGCUUAUGUUAUAUGCAUCUAUUGAUGUUGACCUGAAUCAUAUUUAUGCUCCUCUGGGUAUGCUAGAGUUACAUGCCGAAUAUUCACAAUGAAUUGUAAAACAAUUUAUUUUAUUUCUCAUUAAUUAAAAUGAAAAAGUCAUGUUGUCUGUUGACGUUUAUUUGAGGGAAAUAUAGAAAAAUAAGUUCCAAAUAAUACAGCAUUAUGUAAAGCUAUUGUAAUGUGACUUCAUUAUUUUGUCAUCGACAUCGUAUUCCUCGCCACUAUUCCCAUGUGUUAAAGUUUUCGGGAAACAAAGUGAGGAUCAAUGCGGGAAAAUCAUGAGUUAUAGUUGGAUUAAAUACAAUAUACAUAUAUAUAUAUAUAACAAAAAUAUUGAAAUGAUACAAUAGAAGCAAUAUUACACACGCAAACCUUCAGCUGACAUCAAUUAAAUGUAAUGCUAUCUGGCAAAACGUCGGAUUAAGGCCGUUUUGGUGUCGCUUAUAUAUUGCACAGAUGUUUAUCAAUAAUGCAAUGAUGUUUGACGUUAUUUUUUUUACCGGAGUUAAAGUUUUCUGUGAAAUCAUUUACCUACAUGAGCACCUAGUCGUGAAAAUCAAGAUAUUUGACUUACGUAUAUACGUCAUUAGUGUCCGUGUGGCAACGCUCACACUUGUUGUUGGGUAUACCAUCUACGUCAGUACAGCAGCUGGUCCUCCUGUUAUCCCGAAACGUCUGGAACAUAUGUUCAUGUGUCAUAACUGUGAGGUCAUACGUUCAUUCAUAAAUAACGAUUGACGUGCGAUAAACUUCAGCUGCCGGAUCUCAAACACAUCUAGGUGGUGACAGCUGUUCCGUGUGGAGGCACUCAGGCAGGUACAGGUGACGUUUUAAAUUGCGUUGCCCUUCUUCACAGACCUCCGUUGUCUUUCGGCACUCCCAACCUUAGUUUUGGAGGACUGUGCAGUAAUUCCUUUUAUAAGGUUGAAUUCUCCCAAACUGCUUGAAUCAUCAAGAAAAGGACGAAACCUUACACUUGUGUACUUGUAUCGCGUAUUGCUAACUUUAUUAGGUAACAAUAAGCGAAGCUGUGAGUAACUAAAUAAACAACCUUAUGGUAACCACCAUUGGUUAAUCGCCAAUAACACUAAGAUUCUUUGCAAAAUGAAAUGAAUAGAAUUGUUAUCAAUAGGACGUCAAACAAAUAAACUUAUACUUCCAAGACAAAAACAUAUAUCAAAAUGGGAAAUAUCAACUAGCUCGCUAUGGAGGCUGCGAUUAUGAGAAAAUAUUAAUUAAUAGCUAAUUAACAGCUCAUAAACUCUAUUUUUGUAAAACCUUAAUGGAAUUUA